AAAAAGGCCGAUCGUGGGUGGCCAUAUUGUCGGACAUAGAGAAAUUGGUGAUCCCUGGAAUGUGCCACUGGCAACACCCAAAGUUCCUCGCAUUCUUCCCAUCAAAGACAAGUACUCCUGUGAUUCUCAUGGAGCCUAUCGUGACGGCUCUUGGGGGUGUCGGUAAUCGAGUACUUGCCGAACAUAGUGAG
Messenger RNA from Perkinsus marinus ATCC 50983, 191 nucleotides. RefSeq lists its product as hypothetical. Lineage: Eukaryota; Perkinsozoa; Perkinsida; Perkinsidae. The annotation marks the transcript as partial. The record is from RefSeq and is a predicted model, not a curated record. The transcript is spliced from 2 exons.